CUUUGGAUUGUAACGUGCCAUCGUGGUUCUGUCUGGCUGUUAGGUUACAGCGUUGUGUUGAUAUGUGAAUGGAUUAGUAGAAACGGGAUAAUAUACAGUUGUAUGGACUAUCGUGUCACUCUUCUGCGACAAACAUUAACGAAACCUAGAAAUGGCGGGGAAGACAAAAAUGAAAUGUCACUAUGAGGUUCUUGGUGUAGAGAGAGAUGCUGGAGCUGAUGAUCUCAAGAAAUCCUACAGAAAAUUGGCCCUCAAGUGGCAUCCAGAUAAAAAUCCAGACAAUGUGGAAGAAUGUACAACACAGUUCCGCCUUGUACAACAGGCAUAUGAUGUACUCAGUGACCCACAGGAGCGUGCAUGGUAUGAUAAACAUAGAGAAGCUAUACUCAAGGGAGGUCUUGGUCAUGGUGAUGAUUAUGAAGAUGAUAGUAUGGAUGUUUUCCAGUACUUCAAUUCUUCAUGUUAUACAGGAUUCGGGGAUGAUGAAAGUGGAUUUUAUUCUGUAUACCAAGACGUGUUUACAAAACUAUCUGAAGAAGAUUACCAUUUCAUGGAUGACAGAGAAAGUGACUGUGAUUUUCCAGAAUUUGGAAACUCCAAGAGUUCCUAUGAAGAAGUGGUGAAGCCAUUUUAUGAUUUCUGGGAGAGUUACCAGACAGCCAAAUCUUAUGUGUGGGUUGAAAAGUAUGAUACAAGGGAGGCACCAGAUCGUCGAUGUCGAAGGCUUAUGGAGGCAGAAAACAAGAAGCUGCGAGAUGCUGCCAAAAAGGAGAGGAAUGAACAAAUCAGGGCCCUGGUGAAGUUUAUUAAGAAAAGAGACAAACGAGUACAAGCAUAUAAGAAACUGUUAGAAGAAAGGAAUGAGGAGAUAAAGAGGAAAGCCAAAGAUAACCGAGAGAGACAGAUUCAGGAGAGACAGAAGAAGAUGGAGAAUUACAAGGAGACAGAUUGGUCAGCUAUGACAGAGCUUGAGGAUGACUUACAGAAGUUGGAGAGGAGUCUUUCCCACCAGUUUGGUGAAACACAUAGAGAAGAUGAUGGCGAUGUGGAAGGGGUCCAGGUAGGCGAGGAGGAGGAAGAAGAGGAAUACUAUGAUGAUUUUUUCUGUGUAGCGUGUAACAAGGCAUUCAAGAGCGAUAAAGCUUUUUCAAAUCAUGAGCGGUCUAAGAAACACAAAGAAAAUGUUGCAUUUCUACGACAACAGAUGCAGGAGGAGGACGGAGAGCUGGCAGAGGCUCUGGAUGGACUAGACCUCGGAGAAGACCCUGGUACAGAGCCUCGUGAGGAGGAAGAGGAUACCAAACAAAAGUUGUCGAAAAAGCAAAAGAAAAAAAGGAAACAGCAAAAGCGUGCCACAUUAGAGGAAGAGGAGGAGGAGGAGGAAGAUGAGCUCUCUAAGGCAGUUAAUGGAUUGGUGUGUGAGGAGACAGAAGUUACUACACAGGACACCAGAAAAGAAAGAGAAAAAAAAAAGUGGAAAAAGAAAGGCAAUGAAAAUGAUGAAAGUUUAAAGACUGAGGAAUCUCAGAUCAACCAUAACAACAGCAACCAGGAGGCAAGUGUAGCUGAGGCACAAAGUACUAAUGGUGAUGUAGAUGGGGAGCAAACAGCAGUUGAUAAUGGAGAACAAGUGCCUGAAGAUAUUGCAGCCACACACAACUCUCAAAGUGAUAAUCAUUCUGGAAAUAUAAGACAUGAAAAACCUGCACAGAUUUUUAAGUGUAAUGUAUGUAGCGGUGUCUUUCCAACAAGAAACAAAAUGUUUGAUCAUAUAAAAAAAGAGGGCCAUGCCGUCCGACUGGAUGUACCUCCUCAAGAAACCACGAAGCGAGACAGAAAAAACAAACGCAAAGGAAAGAGAUGACAGUAGACAUAAGUCUAUCAUCUUUUACCAUUAAAUCUAUG
Molecule: messenger RNA, 1905 nt
Organism: Ylistrum balloti
Lineage: Eukaryota; Metazoa; Mollusca; Bivalvia; Pectinida; Pectinidae
Product: dnaJ homolog subfamily C member 21-like
Exons: 17
Coding region: 152-1864 (570 amino acids)
Cellular component (GO): cytoplasm
Molecular function (GO): nucleic acid binding; zinc ion binding
Source: RefSeq, a predicted model, not a curated record